Molecule: messenger RNA, 318 nt
Organism: Aspergillus chevalieri
Lineage: Eukaryota; Fungi; Ascomycota; Eurotiomycetes; Eurotiales; Aspergillaceae
Exons: 2
Coding region: 1-318 (105 amino acids)
Source: RefSeq, a predicted model, not a curated record
AUGCACAUCCCCGGACAAGGACAUCCUGUUGACAACAAAGCAUUUGUGCAGUACAGGAUCCAUACGGUCUUUGAAACUCAACCGGACUGUCCGCUGCAACCCACCCAGUCUAUCUGUUUCUGUACGUCUUGGCUGUCUGUUUUCCUGCAGAAAGACAGCUUUCCCCGCGUGUCAGAGAUCGACAAUCCGAAGAGGGGUAAUCCAGCGAAACGGGAAGAAAUCUUGAUUGAGGUUCAAACGGAAGCGUUGGAAAACAACGCGCAACAGGAAAAUCGAUAUAUAAAAGACGCAAGGCUCAGCCGAUCGCCCGGGAAAUAA